CUAAUGUUGAAGUAUUGAUGGGAAAAUCCUGUCCCCAACCACCUGCUGUGUUCUCAGUCUCUCAGUUUGACUUUCCACAUGUGCAGCCAGCUUUCCCAGGACAGUCCACACACUGGUUAACAGUAGCAGUAUAAAUACGAGCCUGUUGUUAACACAAGGUUUAGGCUCACACUACACACUCUACGGUCAUGAGGAGGCUAGUGGUUCUCACUUUUCUGGUAGCUAGCGCCUACGGAUGUGGCCUUCCCACCUUCCCUCCCGUGCUGAGCAGGGUGGUGGCAGGAGAGGACGUCCGGCCUCACAGCUGGCCCUGGCAGGUCUCGCUCCAGUCGGACAGCAGUGGGCGCUGGAGGCACGUCUGUGGAGGCACCCUCAUCUCUUCUGACUGGGUCCUCACUGCUGCGCACUGCAUCAACGACCGCUACAACUACAGCGUGGAGCUGGGUAAACACAGCCUGGAGACGAGCGAGGAGGGCUCGACAGCCCGGAGAGCAGCCACAAUCAUCCCUCAUGAGGACUACAACAUCAUUCUGAGCCGUAACGACAUCGCCCUGAUCAAGCUGUCCUCCCCGGUCACCUUCUCUGACACACUCGUGCCCGCCUGCGUGCCAGACCAGGGCCUCGUCCUGCCCCAUGGGGCUCCCUGCUACAUCACCGGCUGGGGUCGACUCUCCACACUGCACCUGUCCCCCCGAGUGAACCUCCCUCAACAAAAAAUGUUGUUUCCCACCCAAGUUAAGCCCAUUUCGUCCCCCGCAGCCAGCGGCCCUCCGGCUGACAUCCUGCAGCAGGCUCUCCUGCCGGUAGUUGACCACGAUACCUGCUCACAGCCCGACUGGUGGAGCGUCCUGGCAACAGACAAGAUGGUCUGUGCCGGAGGUGACGGCAUCACUGCAGGCUGCAAUGGAGACUCUGGUGGUCCCCUGAAUUGCCAGAACCCCGAUGGCUCCUGGGACGUCCACGGUGUGGUGAGCUUCGGUUCUGGUCAGGGCUGCAACGUCCUCCAGAAGCCCACCGUCUUCACACAAGUCAGCUCCUACAUCGACUGGAUCAACAACGCUAUGACCAACCACUGAAGAAGAAGCCGUUCAAGUGCUUUUGUCAGCAAUAAGAAGAACUAUGAUUUAUAAUGUUAGAGCAAAGUAAAAGUAAAACGCUGUUUACCAGUGCAAACAAAUGGAAUGCAGAGUCAUUGGUGUUAACUUAAAGCUAAAGUACUGAUCAUG
This is a messenger RNA of Anarrhichthys ocellatus (wolf-eel), 1226 nucleotides long. RefSeq names its product chymotrypsin-like elastase family member 2A. The record is from RefSeq and is a predicted model, not a curated record. NCBI's taxonomy places the organism in Eukaryota, Metazoa, Chordata, Actinopteri, Perciformes, Anarhichadidae. The coding region runs from base 189 to 1076 and encodes 295 amino acids. Gene Ontology annotation, biological process: proteolysis. Gene Ontology annotation, molecular function: serine-type endopeptidase activity. The transcript has 8 exons.